AUGGACAACAAAAUUGUAGAGAAAAAUUGUAAUAACCCAACCAUUUCUGUAGUCGAUGUGUUAACUCCGUGUAAUGCACAAGUCACAUCUACUAAUAGUAAUACAUGUGUCAGUACCAUGAUUGAUCCAGACAUAUCUGAAGUAGUAUCAACACCUUGUGUAAGUAACGAUACUAACAUUAUAAUAUAUAAUUCGUCAGAUGUUGGAGAUUUUAUUAAUAUUCAUCCAAUACCAGAAGAUAAAAAGUACAGUCUACUAACUAAUCCAUACAAACCAACUAUAAAUUAUAAUUUUAAAAAUGACAUGGCAUCAAAUUCUAAACGUGCAUUUAAUUUGAAGUACUUAGAAAUGUAUGAUUGGAUGAUUUAUUCACCUAAACAUAAAGGGGUUUUUUGUAAAUUUUGUGUUUUGUUCAAAGCUAAUGUACACAGAGGUAAACAAGGUUCUUUUAUUAUUACACCAUUCACAAAAUUUUAUCAGAUAAUUGAAGAGUCAAAAAAACAUGAAAAAACACAGUGGCAUAAUGAUUCAAAAGUUACAGCAAAAUUGUUUUUAGACAGUGAUAAUAUUUUAUCGAACCAUUUUGACACGGCCUCUGGGAAAUCCAAAUAUAUAUCACAUAGAAUUCAAAAUGAAAUUAUUCAAAUUUGUGGUCAAGUAAUUCGUAAUGAUAUUGUAUCCCAAGUCAAUAAUUCAAUUGCAUUUUCUUUACUGGCUGAUGAAACAGCAGAUAUUGCAGGAAAAGAACAAUUAUCUAUUGGUGUAAGAUAUAUUGAUAUUAAUUAUGUAGUGCAUGAGGAAUUUAUUGGAUUUAGUGAAAUACAUAUUUUAAAUGCAGAAGGUGUAUCAAGAAGAUUUGAUGGUUGUUCAACCAUGAGUGGCAAAGAAAAUGGUGUACAGGCAAUUAUCCGAAAAAUAUAUCCAACUGCUUGUUAUUUUCAUUGUGCUUCACAUAAACUCAAUUUAGUAGUUAACGAUCAAAAUUCAAUUCCUGAAAUCAGAAAUACUAUUGGUACUGUAAAGGAAAUAAUUAAGUUUUUUAGAGAAAGUAUUUUGAGAAGAAAACUUAUUCCAAAUAUUCCAUUAUUUUGUGAGACACGUUGGUCAGAAAAGUACAAAUGUAUACGGUUAUUUGAUAACAGUUUUAUUGAAAUUAAAAAUGUUCUUGAAAAGUUAUCUAUUAGUUCAGAAGCAAAUACUGUUACAAGAAAUCGUGCGUUCCAACUUUCAUCAGCCACAUCAAAUAGUACUUUUUUGAUUAGUUUAAAAGUAAUUGCUUAUUACUCUUCUGUUCUAGAACCAGUUGUGACCAAAUUACAAGGUACAAGUGUUAAUCUUCAUUCUGUUCAUAAAUUUGUUAAAACAGAACUUCUUGGCAUAUUGAAUAAACAUAGAGAAAACAGCAUAGAGUAUUUUAAUACAAUUUUUGAGGAAAUCACUGAAGCAGCAAAUAGCUUAGAUUUUGUACUUAAAAUACCUCGAAGAACAAAUCAUCAGAGUCAACGAUCAAAUCAUAAUUGUUCAUCAAAUGAUUCUAUCAAAGAUUAUUACAGAAUUUAA
This is a messenger RNA of Rhopalosiphum maidis (corn leaf aphid), 1560 nucleotides long. RefSeq names its product 52 kDa repressor of the inhibitor of the protein kinase-like. The record is from RefSeq and is a predicted model, not a curated record. Lineage: Eukaryota; Metazoa; Arthropoda; Insecta; Hemiptera; Aphididae. The transcript is spliced from 6 exons. The coding region runs from base 1 to 1560 and encodes 519 amino acids.